AUGAAAAAAAUUUUGCUUGCGCUUUUAGGACUUGGAACUGGACAGACGUUGAGCAGUUUCAGUGCAACGAUAAAUCUUGAAAACCCAUGUGGAUCUACCGAAAAUGCACAAGAUUGCGAGCUCAACCUCGAAGCAAUCACUGCCAUAGCUUGCGAGGGUCUGUUCAAUUGCUCUGGAUCUUUUUCGUGGCCUGAUGACGAAAAGCCUGAAGGUGUGACAGAUGAACCGAUAACGAAUCCGCUCAUAGUUGAAGACAAAGUCAAAGACAACUGCAAGGAUUCCCACGAAAUAAUCGCAAUUCCUGGCCAGUUUGAGGACGAUCCGACGAAUCAACUGCCUAACAUUUGGCCAGUACCGCCUCAUAUCCCAAUUCUUGAACCAUUUAUGAAUCUUAUGAUGGGCAUCGAAGAUGCAAAUAACGGGAUAUUUCCAUGUGAUAUCAUAUUGAAUUUUGCGGAGAAAUGUCCCGCAGACAAGCCUACAAACCAAGCUCUUUGUGAUCGGAUAAAAGAUGUUAUUCGUGAAGUUUUUGAUACGUUGGAGAAGGAAUUUCCAACUUGUCUUGAAUCAUUUGAGUGUCUGCCUGAUUUCUUUGCUGAUAUUUGUCCGGAGCAUAUUGAAUGUGAGGGAGACAUGCCCAUUGACAGUAGCAGUAAUGUGUGUCUCCCAACUGUCGGUUGGCCAAGAGCACUUCUUAUCAAUACAAAUUUACUUCAACAUCAACUCAUCGAAAAAGAAGGGGAAUUCAAAAUAAACACAACUGGUAUCCUCACACGUGGCUCCAUGUAUUCAUUUUACGGAAAUAAGCAUUAUUUUUUUGGUGGCGAAGACUUGAUUUUCGGUGAAAACAGAAAGUUCGAAGAAAAUGUUGUUUAUCUUGCUGACGGAGAAUUCAAACGCAGUGAGACCCGUUUACCAGAGUAUGACACAAACAAAAUCUACAGAGGAUUUGCGCGAGGUGCUGCAGCAAUUUUCCAAGGAAAAGUUUGGAUUUGUGGAGUUGGUUUUGCACCAGACACAUGUUAUUUCUUCUCUGGGAAGAAAUUCGACAAAUCAAAUGCAAAAUUGAACAUUGGACACACUGAGUACCCAUCGCUGCUAUCAACAAACAAAUUCGGUCUUCUUAUCUCCGGGGGCCGGACGGAAGUGACCUACCCUGAACAAGAUUGGGUCUCUCACGGACGACGACUGGCUAAUGCUGAGGCUUUUGAAGCUUACGACGGUUCUGAAUGGAAGAAAAUAGAUGUAAUUGAUCAAACAGACUUAAAAAUGUUUUUAUCGCAUCAUUUAAGCAUUGAAAUAAAUAAUAAAAUAUAUAUCCUUGGAGGAAAUCAGGGAAAUAAGGCUCAUCCUUCUCUAAAACUUACUCUUCCUGAAGGGUGCAACAACGUUUUCAAGAAAAAUUGCAAUCCAAUUUUAACAAGUUCUGUGGAGCUUAACCAGUUUCGUCAGGGACGAGGUUUCUGGAAGAACAACAUUUUGACGAUGGUUGGAAACUCCUUGAGUUCUUUUGGUACUUUUCAUGAGCAACUGACAUUGGACGAUAAUGAAGAGAUGACCGUUAUAAAAGUAUCGAAUUCGCCGGGACAAGAGCAAAGUGUGAGCAUGUUUUAUGAUGCUGCAAUUUUUGAUCGAUGUCUACUCUAUUCGAAAUCAUCGAAAAGGGAAAAGUCAAUCUUGAGAAAAUCAACUAUACAAUCUCAUCCGCUUGAAAAGAUAUUUGAGCACUCUUUGACUGUAUUCUUUGAGACUUACGAUGCACUUGAUUCUGUCCAGGAAAGUAUCGUUGAAAAUUUGACCCCUGAAAAAUCAGGAGAGACACUUGACGAACUUGCCAAUAUGGAAGAAUUUAAAGAAUUGGACAAAGAAGAUGUUCUUACUAUUACAAAAGAAGUUCAAGUUCAAGAAGAAAUUUUACCGGAUAUUCGACCACUCUCAAAAUAUCUCGAAUACUUUGAUUGCGUAGAUCACGAAGAAGACGAGUUCUGCUCACACUGUGAAACCGACUGUGAUUGCUCGUUCAAGAAAGAUAAGAGUGACUGUGAUGCAUUCUUCUUCACUGUUGAAUUGGAGAUAUCUGCCAAAACUGAAGCCGAACAACUGCAAAUUCUAAAACAUUUCAAAGAUUCUAUUAAUCUGACCAUGUUUGAGGAUGAUGAGGAGUCUUGCAAUGCAUGCCAAAUUCCAACAACUGAGUCUUUCCCGACGGAUUCGCCAUUAACUGAGGCCCCGACGACAGAAUCGCCAGAAACGAUUCCAAUAACGAUUGAGCUACUGCCUACGACAUCUGAUCAAGAAAUAAUCGACGAAACUACUCUGCCUGAAAUAGACACGACCAUUCUUCCGGAGAUAACAUCAACAUCCUCUCCUGAAAACAACGAAGAAGAUGACGAAGUUUCGAUUCUCGCGAUUGUUCUAAGCUCUUCUUAUGGCGCCCUCUGUUUGACAGCAGUAACCGGAUCAGUGUUCUUUGUCUUCAAAGCGAAGAAGAAGACAGUUGCGAUUGUUCUCAUGAUUUCAGUUAUUAUGCUUUCAAUCCUGACCGCUUUGCAAAUCACUUGUUAUCUGAAGAAUCAACUGGACGAAGCAUCAUUCUUAGGAACAUUUAUCCUGACUGUUUUAUUCGGCGUCGUCUCGAUUCCAACCCUUCUGUUCUAG
Molecule: messenger RNA, 2658 nt
Organism: Oikopleura dioica
Lineage: Eukaryota; Metazoa; Chordata; Appendicularia; Copelata; Oikopleuridae
Source: the annotation of a GenBank genome assembly